Messenger RNA from Sarcophilus harrisii (Tasmanian devil), 1952 nucleotides. RefSeq names its product matrilin 3 (gene MATN3). The coding region runs from base 97 to 1587 and encodes 496 amino acids. The transcript is spliced from 8 exons. Gene Ontology annotation, molecular function: calcium ion binding. Lineage: Eukaryota; Metazoa; Chordata; Mammalia; Dasyuromorphia; Dasyuridae. The record is from RefSeq and is a predicted model, not a curated record.
CUCCCCCAAGGGCCGGGCCGCCGUGGGGCCCGCUCUCCAGCCGGGUGGGGCCUCGCAGUCCGGUGCAGGAGCUCGGUGGGGACGGGGCGGCCGAGGAUGCAUCAGGGCGUGAGGACCAUGGGACGCCGGCUCGGGGCUAGCCCCCUUCGCUUCUUCCCUUUCCUCCUCCUCUUCUUCCUCCUGCUCUGGGUGCCCACGGCUCGGGGUCAGGCGGCUGGUCGGGACCGGCGCCAGCUGGGGCUGCGGAGGCCGGGGGGCGGCCCGGGGAGCAGCCUCGGAGCGCCCGGCUACGCGGGGGCCCGCGAACCCCAAAUCCCGCGCCGCGGAGCCGGCGGCAGCAGGAGCGCAGAGGUCUGCAGGAGCCGCCCCCUGGACCUGGUGUUUAUCAUCGACAGCUCCCGCAGCGUGAGGCCCCAGCAGUUCGCCAAAGUGAAAAGCUUCGUGGCCAAGAUCAUCGAGAGCUUGGACAUCGGGGCCAGCGCCACCCGGGUGGCCCUGGUGAACUACGCCAGCACCGUGAAGAUCGAGUUCAGCCUCCAGACCUAUUCUGACAAGGCCUCGGUGAAGCAGGCGGUGUCGCGGGUCAUCCCGCUCUCCACGGGCACCAUGUCCGGCCUGGCCAUCCAGAAGGCCAUGGACGAAGCCUUCGCCGUGGAGGCUGGGGCCCGGGCGGCCUCCUCCAACAUCCCCAAGGUGGCCAUCAUGGUGACCGACGGCCGGCCGCAGGACCAGGUGGAGGAGGUGGCGGCCCGGGCGCGAGCGGCCGGCAUCGAGAUCUAUGCCGUGGGGGUGGACCGGGCAGACAUGCAGUCCCUGAGGACCAUCGCCAGCAGGCCCCUCGAUGACCACGUGUUUUAUGUCGAGACCUAUGGGGUGAUUGAGAAAGUGACCUCGAAGUUCCGGGAAACUUUCUGCGCUCUGGACCAGUGUGCCCUGGGCACCCAUCAGUGCGAGCACGUCUGCGUAAGUGAUGGAGGUGGCGCCCAUCACUGCAAGUGCAGCCAAGGCUACACCUUGAAUGAGGACAAGAGAACUUGCUCAGCUAUUGACAAGUGUGCCCUAAACACCCAUGGGUGUGAGCACAUUUGUGUGAGUGAGCGUGCCGGCGGCUACCACUGUGAGUGCUAUGAAGGCUACUUCCUGAACGAAGAUAAGAAGACCUGCUCAGCUCAGGACAGGUGCGCCCUGGGCACCCACCAGUGUCAGCACAUCUGUGUGAGCGACGGGGCAGGAGCCCACCACUGCCAGUGCUACGAAGGCUACAGCUUGAAUCCGGAUAAGAAGACGUGUUCUGCCGACAAUCAGUGCGCCCUCGGCACCCAUCGCUGCCAGCACCUGUGCGAGCCCGCCGGGCCCGGGGCUUACCGCUGCCGCUGCCGCCCGGGCUUCAUCCUGCAGGGAGACGGGCGCUCGUGCGCAGCUGUGGAGGAAGCCCGGAGGCUCGUUUCCACACAGGACGCCUGCAGCUGUGACGCCACCCUGGCCUUCCAGGAGAAGGUCACCUCCUACCUGCAGAGACUUUCGGCCAAACUUGACGACAUCUUGGAGAAGUUACAAGUCAACGAUCUGAGACAGGUCCGCCGCUAGAGCUGCCACCCUUGCCCCUCAGGAGGCUGACAGUGGGCCUGCGGGAAUUACGGGGCCCUGGUCGCUGGCGUGCCAGCGCCGUUUCCCAGCCACCAAAAACAUCAUUGAGUAAAUAGUAAGAUGAAUUUCUAGAGACCAAUUCUUUUUUUUUUUUUUUUUUUUUCCUUUCCUUUUUCCUUCAAGCAAAAAGCAACCCAUGGAGACUAACUAGGAGUUUGCUAUUCAGCAACACUGCUUUUAAAGCAGCCUGUUGCCCAAAUGCUUUUCAAUUUUACUCCAAACUGGGGCAAGCUCCUUUCCCAUUUCUUGAGACGGAGAUGACCGAGCCCCUUAAAAAAAAAAAAAAAACAAAAAAAAAAACAAAA